AUGAUUUACGAGGAGUAUCAGGAAGCCUAUCGUAAAUUUACGGACUCCACGAUGGAUUGUUUGUCCACAGAAGACCGGGUACGUAAAUUCUCACACAAAGAUCAUGUUCCCAACCACACUUUCCAGACGUUCCCAGACGCACUGGAAUCAUUCAUGAAAUUGUUUGAGCAGCUGGACAACCGUAUGUCGACGAUUGUACUCAAAGCAUUUAUGUUAAGCAGUACUACUUUAGGGGCGUUUAAACGCCUGGAGGAAUUCUGUAAGAGUGCACCGGAAAAGUGCAAGAUCAACUUAAAUUUGCCACUGCUUCGUCGCAAUCCAACCAACCAGACACUGGAAGUGAACUUUGACGAUCAACUAGUCGAAGUGUUGCGCGAAGUACACUAUUUGCUCAUUCUCAGCGGCGAAACCGAGUGUGCCGAGUCUGCACCGGAAGUUGUGGUGUUUGGAUUACCCGAGAAAAUCAAGGGUAUUUUGCCAGCCGCCACAUUGGAGGUUUAUAAAAAGACCGAACCGUUACGCGAGUCUCGUUUGAAAUUGGCCCAGAUACAGAAUGCCUAUAACGCAGUACGACAACAGACUCUGACCGUAGAAUAUCCUCUGAUUGCCGAUGAGGUUGAUGCAUUCGAUAAGGACUUGGCACCCGCUCUGAAAUCGAUGACUUGGGAAUCAGUUGACUCGAAUUUUAUUGACAACUGCUUGGGAAAGAUUAGUGAGAUUCAAUCUCGUGUGGUCAAAGCACAGGAGAACUUGAAACAACUGGAACAAUUGGUUGGUCAGUGGCGUACAGCUCCACUCUACCAAGGAAAAGAGAGAAAAUAUGACUGCCUAAUUCCACUGGAAGAUCGCGAUCAGCUGCGUGAGGCGCGAUUCCGUGAGGUCGAAGCAGCUGGCAAGAAAAUACAUGAACUGAUGAAGGAAAAUUUGGAGUUGUACAAAGCAGCCGAAAACAGCCCGGAUUGGACUGCUUACCUAGAAGCGGCGGAAGAUAUGAUCCUUGAAGGACUGAUUGAGGCAGUUCGAUGCAGUUUGUUGUAUAUGGCAACACAUACCGAAAAGGGUAAGGUGGAAUCACCUUUAAUGGAAACAAAGCUCAAUUUGGUGGACAAUCAUCUGAUCUAUACCCCCGGAGUGCAAGACAAUCAAGGUGAAAAUCUACUCGAUUUAGUUGACAGUCUUGUUCAAGACAUUACCGAUCAAUCACGUCUCAUUCCAUCGCUUCUCAAUCCACAAAUCAAUCCGCUUGCGCCCAAAGAGGAUACGCCGAAACCAUCGGCGGAAAAUGUUCCCUCUGAACCGGGCACAGACACCGGAGCGGCUGACAGCCAAGACCGUGCAGGUACAUCGAGCAAACAAGCUUCAGAGCAGUCUGCAGAACUAUCGGAACGUUCUUCGGAAGACUCAUACAUGCAGUAUAUUAAAUCAUUGACUGGGUUCUCCCAACAGGUGCUUGUUACAAGCGAAGUUUCCGAACUGAUCAAGAAAGUGAGUGAGCACGUGCGUAUGGCAAUGCGCGCUGCGGCCGAUUUUCAAUCUAAUCUGGAAACAAACUAUUCGGUGUACUGGGCAGAGGAUCGAACAGAAUUUAUCCGUCAGUUCUGUCGUUACGGUCGUUUGCUGACGAAAGAUGAUUUGAGCCCAACCGGUGAAAUUGAAGCUCCCGAGAAUCCACCCACAUUAGAACAGUUUCGUGAACAAAUUCUUAAGUACGAUCGCGUGUAUGAAGAAGUGGAACACAUUGAAGAUACUCAUGUUUUCGACUCGUGGCUACGGGCUGAUCUGAAGCCAUUCAAGCAAUCGUUGCUUGCGGUCAUACGACAAUGGAGUGACAAAUUUAAACAAUAUUUGGUCGAUCAUGUGACAUCAACACUGGAGAACCUAAAAGCAUUCAUUGAGGAUAGUUUAACUGAUAUGGAAAUCAAAGGUGAUGCGGAAAAAGUCGAUUAUGAUAAAUUGGUCACUGUGCUUGAACGGUUGAAAUUGAUUCGUGAAGCUGAGGAUGCCACAGACGCAGGCUUUGAACCCCUUCGAGAAACGGUAGCUUUGCUGAAGGAGUUUGGUGAAGAGUUACCCGAAUCAAUGAACAAACUUCUAGAGACUCUGCCUGACCAGUGGCAUGAACUGAAGAAUGUGGCCGUACUGACCAAACAGAAAAUACAACCACUCCAGGAACGUGAAGUGCAAAAUAUUCGGGCUCGCAGUGCCAAAUACGAUACGGAUUCCGCUACGCUCAAGCGUGAAUUCAGCGAAUCAGAUGUGUUUGUCUUUGACUGUUCCCAUCCGUACGAAAGUUUGGAUGAUUGGAACAGCCGGUUGACGAAGAUCGAGGAAGGUGUGACUGAGAUGCAAACUUCAGCCAAGGCAUUCGAAGUUCGUGACAUACCUACCUAUAUGGAUCUGAAAUCAAUGCGUCGGGAAAUGAAAGUGACCAAACGGGUGUGGGAUUAUAUCAACAUGUUUCGCAGCUAUGUCACUGCUUGGAAAACAUCCAAAUGGAAGGAGAUCGAUUUUGGCGCAAUUGAUGAGGUUAUUCGAGAAAUCUCGAUGGAAAUUCGGUCAAUGGAUAAAGAAGUACGUCAGUGGCCCAUGUUCCAAGGAUUGGAAGCCGAACUCAAAGAUCUGAACGCAUCUGUGACUGCUGUUAGAGAUUUACAGAACCCAGCCGUGAAAGAACGACACUGGAUUGAGUUGAUGACCGACACCGGACGUAUGAUUGAUAUCAAUGAUGAUACCACACUGGCCGAUCUUCUGUCACUCAACUUGCACAAAUUUGAAGACGAGGUUCGUGGUAUCGUGUCGAAAGCCUCGAACGAACAAAAGAUUGAGCGUGAUUUGGAAAAGAUUGAACAAGUGUGGAGUGAAAUGACUUUCGAAUACGACACGCACGAUCGAACUGGUUUAGAAUUGCCAAAACAAACGGAACAAUUGACCACUACGUUGGAAGAGAUUCAAGUCAAAGUACUGGAUAUGCUCGGCAAUCGGGAUAACGCAUUCUCGAUCGAUAAGAUUAAUUAUUGGUACAAAACCUUGUCCACAGCCGAUCAGGUAUUGUCGAUCUGGUUUGAGACACAGCGUGUCUGGUCUGGACUGGAAUCAAUUUUUGUACUCUGCGAUGAUAUCAAAGAACAAUUGCCGAAAGAUACGGCAUUGUUUUUGGAACUAGACGAGGAAUUUCGUGUGCUCAUUGAGGAGAUGAGGAGCAAACCGAAAGUGCUCGAUGCAACCACAGAUCGUCCGGAAUUGUGUGGUGAAAUACAGAAAAUACGUGAUGGGAUGGCCAUUUGUGAGAAAGCGUUAGCGGACUAUUUGGAGACCAAACGACUCUCGUUCCCACGGUUCUAUUUCGUCUCACAAGUCGAUGUGACAGAUAUUGUGAGCAACGGGAAAGUGCCGACCAAAGUAUUGCGACAUCUGUCAAAAUUGUUUGACAGUAUUUGCAGUCUCACAUUCGCCAAACCGAAUGCUGAAAUAAAAACCGCGACAAAGAUGAUUGCCAAAGAUGGUGAAGAAGUCAAAUUUGCUCAGGCAUUCGAUCUGACCGGGCAAGUUGAAGAAUGGUUGAAUGCAUUACUCGCUGAGAUGCGGCAUACGUUGCGCAAGAUCCUGGCCGAGGCGGUUGCUCUAACUGGAUCACAAAUAGGAUGGAAUAGUGAAGUGCAGAUUGCUUUUGCUCGUCUCGAGGAAGGACUGGAGAAUGCCAUGAAAGAGUAUAACAAGAAACAGAUUAGUCAAUUGGGCAUCCUGAUUCAAAUGUUGUUGACCGAUCUCACUGCCGGGGACAGACAAAAAAUCAUGACUUUGUGCACCAUCGAUGUGCAUAAUCGAGAUAUUGUGGGCAAACUGAUUACCCAAAAAGUGGAAAGUUCUCAAGCUUUCACCUGGUUGUCUCAAUUACGACACAGAUGGGACGAUUCGAAGCAGGAUUGUUUUGCAAACAUUUGUGAUGCCCAAUUCGUCUAUGCCUACGAAUAUUUGGGUAACACACCUCGUUUGGUGAUCACCCCGCUCACCGAUCGAUGCUACAUCACACUGACUCAAUCGUUGCAUUUGUGCAUGAGUGGUGCUCCGGCCGGGCCUGCAGGGACGGGGAAGACAGAGACGACCAAAGAUUUGGGUCGAGCUUUGGGUGUCAUGGUGAAAUCGAUUCAAGACGCCAUUCGACUGAAAAAAGAAAAGUUCAAUUUCCUGGGUGAAAUCAUUCCUUUGGAUCCGGCCGUUGGUUUGUUCAUUACAAUGAAUCCCGGCUAUGCGGGACGAACGGAACUGCCGGAAAACUUGAAGGCAUUGUUUAGACCUUGCGCUAUGGUGGUGCCCGAUUUCGAAUUGAUUUGCGAAAUUAUGCUCGUCGCCCAGGGUUUCCUUGAAGCGACCAUAUUAGCCCGAAAAUUCAUCACCCUGUAUCAGUUGUGUAAAGAACUCCUGUCUAAACAGGAUCAUUACGACUGGGGUCUGAGAGCAAUCAAAUCAGUUCUGGUCGUGGCCGGUGCCCUGAAACGUGGCAAUCCCGAGCACAAUGAGGACUCGGUCCUAAUGCGUGCUCUGCGGGAUUUCAAUAUCCCCAAACUGGUCACGGAAGAUAUGGCUGUUUUCCUUGGUCUUAUAUCUGACUUGUUCCCGAAUUUGGAUGCCCCACGAAAACGAAACAUGCAGUUUGAGGCGGAUGUGAAGCGAGCCACCGAAGAACUGGGUCUUCAACCAGAGGAUUCUUUCAUCCUUAAAGUGGUUCAGCUUCAAGAGUUAUUCGAAGUCAGGCAUUCCGUGUUUGUCGUUGGCAAUGCUGGAACGGGAAAGUCACAAGUUUGGAAAACACUACAGCAUACAUUCCGUAUAAAAAAUCAGAAACCAGUUGCUGUUGACCUGGAUCCCAAAGCAGUUACAAACGAUGAAUUAUUUGGAAUCAUCAAUCCGGCUACUCGAGAGUGGAAAGAUGGUCUAUUCUCUGUUGUAAUGCGUGAUCUGGCCAAUAUGACUGGUCCCGAUCCGAAAUGGAUUGUUCUUGAUGGUGAUAUCGAUCCCAUGUGGAUUGAGUCUUUAAACACGGUCAUGGAUGACAACAAAGUACUCACAUUGGCCAGUAACGAGCGAAUCCCGCUCACAACUAGCAUGCGUCUAUUGUUUGAAAUCAGUCACUUGAAAACGGCCACACCGGCCACAGUCUCACGGGCUGGAAUUUUGUACAUUAAUCCCGGAGAUUUGGGUUGGAUUCCUUGGCUCGAUGAACGUGUUCGUCAAAAGAAGACCUUGUCCCGCACUGAACGACCGGCUUUGUCUAUCUGUUUUGACAAAUACGUGGGUCCGUCACUCGAGGUGGUUCGCUCCAAACUCAAACGUGUCACACCAAUCCCUGAUCUGGCUCAUGUGCAAAUGUUGUGCUAUCUGCUCGAAUGCUUGCUGGACGCGCAACGCGAAUCGAAAGACACCAGAGAGUUCACCAAAGAGAAUUACGAAAUGCUGUUCGUGUUCUGCUGUGUUUGGGCGUUUGGUGGGUCCUUAUUCAAAGAUCAGUUGGCCGAUUAUCGGGUGGAAUUCUCCCGUUGGUGGUUGAAUGAAUUCAAGCAAGUCAAGUUCCCGUCCACUGGCGGAGUGUUUGACUUUUUCUGGAGUUUGCAAACACGUAAAUUUGAAAGUUGGAGCACAAGAAUGACUUCUGUCGAACUGGAUCCGGAAGUACCAUUGGAGGCUUCUCUUGUCCCCACGGUUGAGGUAGUUCGUCUCCGUUUCUUCCUCGAUCUGUUAAUCGAGGCUGGACAUCCGGUCAUGCUGAUCGGGACUGCGGGCACAGGCAAAUCGGUGAUCAUGCAAGACAAAUUCAACUCGUUAUCGGAUGAAUACAUUGUGAAGAAUAUCCCGUUCAAUUUCUAUACUACCAGUUUAAUGCUUCAAGAAGUACUGGAUAAGAGUUUGGAGAAGAAAGCUGGAAUAAAUUACGGUCCACCGGGACAGAAGCGAUUAAUCUAUUUUAUUGAUGAUCUGAAUAUGCCUGAAGUUAGUGCCAACAAUUAG
Messenger RNA from Echinostoma caproni, 6003 nucleotides. The record is from the annotation of a GenBank genome assembly. NCBI's taxonomy places the organism in Eukaryota, Metazoa, Platyhelminthes, Trematoda, Plagiorchiida, Echinostomatidae.